AUGGUUUUACCAUCUCACCUACAAGGGAACUUGACACCCACAGAGAUUAAUUUUCUAGCUGAGAAUGAACUUAUUACUAUACUCCCCAGGUACUCAAUUAAAAAAAUAAACCUAAUUGGUGUAACAGUGCCAAACUUACGAGCAAUGAGACGAGAGAAAGUUCCACUAUGGGUGGCUCUUAUAUUAAAGACCCAGGAUAAAUGCAAUAUAGUCCCGCCCAAAUGGCUAAAUGUCAAUUAUUUAAAAGAAAAAUACGAUGAUGAAAUAAGGAAACCAACACAAUUCAGUGACCUACCUUGGAACUGGCUUGAACUAUCCAAAAUACUCCUCACUAAAGCAUCUGACGAUUUGCAAGACUCGGUUUCUGAGCUACGAUCGAUAAUACAAGAUUUGCGGGAAAUUCGAUUAAUCAAGUCUCGCAAAGGUUUGAAAGAAUUGAAUGAGUCAAACAUUGCCUUGAAUGGGUUGUCUUUACUAGAGAUUAAUGAAAUUAGACCAUUUGUGCUUCCUGUGAUGAAUAAGUUACGUCAGAUGCAUGAUACUACUUUGAAGCAUGAUGCUGGGACAAAUGAGGAAAAUAUGGCGGAUGUUACAGAUGAUGAGUAG
Messenger RNA from Lodderomyces orthopsilosis Co 90-125, 606 nucleotides. RefSeq names its product DNA replication protein (gene PSF2). Gene Ontology annotation, cellular component: GINS complex; nucleus. The transcript has 2 exons. The record is from RefSeq and is a predicted model, not a curated record. Gene Ontology annotation, biological process: DNA replication; double-strand break repair via break-induced replication. Lineage: Eukaryota; Fungi; Ascomycota; Pichiomycetes; Serinales; Debaryomycetaceae. The coding region runs from base 1 to 606 and encodes 201 amino acids.